This is a messenger RNA of Copidosoma floridanum, 3374 nucleotides long. It is a transcript of the gene nrm, whose product is annotated as neuromusculin. NCBI's taxonomy places the organism in Eukaryota, Metazoa, Arthropoda, Insecta, Hymenoptera, Encyrtidae. Gene Ontology annotation, cellular component: cell-cell junction; plasma membrane. The record is from RefSeq and is a predicted model, not a curated record. Gene Ontology annotation, biological process: cell-cell adhesion. Gene Ontology annotation, molecular function: cell adhesion molecule binding.
GGGCGGUAGCACUGGGGCUUCCUGGGCUGUGUGCGUUGCUGAUGCCGUUGCUCCUUUGCGACCCAGUCGAAGGAAGCAGCGAGGCAUGGCUAAAGAGCGAGAAACACGCAGAAAUCGGUACUGAAGUCCAGCUGCCGUGUGUACUGAAGCUGCGCCAGUGCAUCGGCCUGCACAGCAUCAAGUGGUACCAAGGCAACGAGCGCAUCUUCGUUUACAGCGCUGAAGGCGACGUGACUCUGGCAAACGACGACAUGGCUGCUAGGAUGUCGAUGAUCGUGCCAAAAAACAACGCAACCAAAUCAUAUUUGAAAAUUUUAAAUCUGACUCUCGGAGAUGAAGCUCUGUACAAGUGCGAAGUUACGUAUUUGGCUGUAAAUCGGGAGUGCAAUAACGUCCAGCAUAUCACGCUCAACGUCACAGUUCAGCCGAGCUCGGUGAGAGUCGUGGACGAAAGCGCGCAACAGACGCUGGAGGACGGACGAGUUUUGGGCCCGAUUAUCGAGGGCUCAACGAUAGCUCUGAGAUGCGAGAGUGGCAAGGGCAGGCCAGUGCCGACGGUCGAUUGGUACAACGGCGACGUCAAGCUCAAAUCGGUUAGUUCGUCGGAGUUGGAGGAGGACGGCAUCGGCACCGGAAGUGGGACGCUCAACCUCGCGGUGGCGCGCAGCGAGCUCGGCGCCACCUUCACUUGCGAGGUCAGCAGCAUCGCGCUCGAUGAACCACUCAAAAUCGACAUCAAACUCGACGUUCACGUGCGGCCGAUGAAGAUGGACAUAAAGGGAGUGGUCGGCCACGUGAUCAACGGCUCGAAGGUGUUGCUUCAGUGCGAGGUGCAGGGCGCCCGGCCGCCGGCCAACGUCACUUGGUACAACGGCACCGAGAUCCUCGACAAAAACAGCAGCCGGCUGGAAAUGCAGGAGACGAAGCUCACCGAUAACGCCGAUGGUACGACGCAGACGAACAGCUACAUAGCCUUCACGACUACGGAGCACGACAAUGGGCGCAAGUUCAGCUGCGCAGCCGUGAACUCGGUCAUGCUCAAGGAGGGCAGCAAACCCAUGAGGGAGACUGUCAUCAUGGAAGUUAUGUAUCCCCCAAUAAUACGGAUGAGCCCCGAGAACGUGACUGUCAACGAGACUGAUGAUUUCCAGCUCUUCUGCGACUACGAAGCCAAUCCGGCCAGCCUCGUCAAUGUACUAUGGCAACGAGAUGGCAAAAAUCUGACCCUAAACGAGGAGCACUACGAGGGCGGCACGAGCGAGCUGACCUCCCUUUUGGUGAAGAACGCCUCCGCCAGCGACAUCGGGAGCUACGCGUGCAUCCUGGAGAACGACUUUGGUAGCUCAAAGUCGAGCGAGCCCAUUGACGUCACUGUUUUGUACCGGCCGGUGGUGGAAGUGACGAUGGAGCCAGACGCGCCGCUAAUCGAGACCGCCCGGCUGAACGUUUCGCUGAGCUGUGACGUACUAUCGGGCAACCCGAGCUACCUGAGCGCGGUGCGCUGGUACCUGGACGGCGACCUGCUCAAGGAGCUACCCGACUGCUCGCGCAACGUCUCAGCUGGGGUUUUCUGCGACAUAGACCCGAGCAAACUGCUCCUAGAAUCUGUCGGCAGGUCCUUCCACGGCAACUACUCGUGCGAGGGCAGGAACGAGGCAGGCUGGGGACCGAUAUCCCCCAAUACCCCCGUCGUCGUCUACUAUAAACCGGGACCCGCAUCGAUAUCGUACGAGCCGAAGAAGGUGGUGAAGAAGGAGCCGCUCAACAUAACGUGUUCGGUCGACGACCCGGGCCGUCCCGCGGCGACGAGCUUCAAGUGGUACCGAGGCCUCAUGCGCCUUUCCGAGGAGCGGGAGUCCGUCUUUCGCGCGGACAAGGUCAGACUGGAGUACCGCGACAACUACACCUGCAUGGCCCACAACGACGCCGGUGACGGCGAUCCCGCCUCCACCUUUAUUGACAUUUCUGCCCCACCGGCCUUUAUAAAAAAGCUGCCCCAACUGGUGGGCUUUGUGUACAACGCGACAAACGUGAGCCUCGAGUGCCACAUCGAGUGCUCGCCGCUGUGCGAUAUAGUGUGGCUGAAGAACAACCGGUCCAUCGAUUUCGGCCGGACCCGCAAGUACUACGUGGAGAACGGCCGACUGGCGCCGAAUCGCAGCACCGAUGACUUUGAGAGCAUCAGCUCGUCCCUCAUCUGGAACCUCACGGCUUGGCCCUCGGGACAGCUCGACCGUAUAAUCGACAACGACAGCACCUUUACCUGCAUGAGCACCUCCAACGGCAUCGGGCCCGGCGUCUCCAGUACCGUGAAGAUCGAGGUCUACUUCCCGCCCGAGGGCCUCACGAUUUCGAGGAGCAAAGUAAACGUCGUCGUGGACAACAUACCGGAGCCAAUCCAGUGCAGCGCCAACGCCCGACCGGAUCCUCAGUACCGUUGGUACCGCGAAGGCAAGUCCGAGAUCAUAUCCGAGGGUCCGGUGCUCCACUUCAAGACGCCCUUUCCGCGCGCCAGCCGCGGCACCUACGUCUGCCAAGCCAGCAACAAAAUCGGCAGCGCCACCAUAUCCACCUACAUCAACGUGCAGUACAAGCCCGAGUGCCAAGUCGAUAAGGAGGUAAUGGACGGAAAGGAUUACGUGGUGUGCAGCGCUGAGGGCAACCCUACGGAUUACAGUUUCAAAUGGUCCCUCAAGAGCGACAACGACACGAUCGAACAGGUCCCGAUGACGCUCGCCGGCAGAAAUUACCUGCCCCUCGACGACUCCGUCUCCAAUCCGAGGACCUACGUCUGCGUCGCCAACAACAGCAUCGGCCAGUCCAGUCCUUGCGAGCGACACGUUCUUGGUUACGUUCCCUGGUGGAUGAGAUUGGAUGGUGACAUGCUGGUCAUCGCGAUCGCCACGACGGUCAUCGUCAUACUUAUUAUCAUCGUUGUCUGCGUCAUUAUUUUCCUCAUGUGCCGGCGCAAGCACAGCAAACUGAAAUAUCCGAGCCAAUCAGCGAAUAGCAAUCACAUGGACAGCGUAUCGGAGGGACUAUCCGAGCCCGAAACGAAGACGUUCUACGAGAACCUGCCCUUCCACGGCAUACAGUCACCGCCAAACAAGCCGUUCAAGCAGGAGUUCUCCGAUUUGGACUAUGCCGACGUAGACUACCGGUCGUACGGGCCGAUAAAUUACAAGGCGGCCAGCAUCGCUCUGCUCCAGAACCGGGACAGGCCGCAGCAGCAGCCGCAGCAGCAGCAGAAGCGGGACGAUCGCAUGCCGCAGAUGUACGGUGCCUCCGACGACAGCGAGGAACUCCUGUAAAGCCUCCCCACGCAGUUUCAGGUCCUUGUACGCACGUGACACGUCCAAACGCAAAAGUUUCAU